CACACCAUUAAUAAUGUUUUUCUGAUUGUUGAUUUGGAAUAUUCUUAGAAAAGGCUUUUAAUUUGCCUUGAAUAAGGUGCUUGCCAUGAAGCUACCGGUAAUUUGUCGCACCUGCGACUCAACGGACACCGACAACCUUUUGAAACUGGCCACACCCUCAAAAAAGUAUCCGGACAAGCUGCUUUCGGAAAUUCUAUGCGAGCUUACCGAAAUCAAUCUGGAUGCGAUUGGAAGUCAGAAACUGCCGCAAUGUUUGUGUAGUGGCUGCACCAAGAAAUUGCUGGGAGCCUAUUGCUAUGUGAAACAGGCGCUGGCCGCCAAUGAAAUGCUAAUGAGGCAUCUGAAAAACGGAUCCGGUCAACCCACUACCGACUGCCUGCAGGAGGCGCCGAUGGAACUGUGCGCCGAGCAGCAUGUGGAGGUCAAGCUGGAGACAGAGGACGAGGACUAUGGUGACAAUGAUGUUAGCAUUACUUGCUCCGAGCUACCGGAACCGGACGAAUUGGAUGUGGAGAGCAAAAAAUCCGUAGAUCCUUUGACAAUGAUUGAGACAGUGAAACUGGAAACGGAACCGAGAAGUAUGGAGAUGGCAAUAGAAAACGAUCCUGCAUCGGACUUUGAAGACGUCGACUCCCUGGAUAGCCUGCCCCUGGAAAGGAGAAUUCAAAAAUGGAAAACGGAAAGGAAGUCUUUAUUAAAGUGCCAGUACUGUCAGAGAAACUUCAAACGAAUCGAGUUUUUAAAACGUCAUGAAAUCCGCGUUCACAAGCCAGAAGCCAGAUCGUUCGCCUGCUCCCUAUGCAUUCGGAAAUUUAGCCGCAGCGAAGCUCUCGAAGCGCACCUUAAAGUUCACCGAAACUCAAAGCGUUCGGCCAACAUAAGUGAACAUAAGAAGGCCAAGGCGGUGGAUUUGAAUCUGUGCAAGCCGCACGGCUACAAGCUAAUUGAGUGCAUGAUCUGCCAGAGCCAGUACAACAAAAUUGCCGAUCUGCGGCGCCACUUGGAGGAGCAUCCCGAAAUAGUCAACCUGUGUGGUCGCCCGAAUGUUGAACCACACGAAAUGGCGGAACUGUUUUAUCCAGAUUCUAAGGAUCUGGAUGAAGAUCAGUUGAUUAACUUAAUUCGCAGAGAUCUGGCGGCGGGCAUUUAUCAACGCUUCUACUCGAUCACCAACCAAAGCGGCUACGAAAUGGACUUGGACAGCUCGGAGACGGAUAGCGAUUUGGAUGGAGAUCCCGAGGAUCUAAAAAAUAAACGAAAGAAAAUGCGUAAGGCCAGCUACAGUUGCGAACUGUGUCAACAAAAGUUCUCGCGAAAAUAUCAACUAUAUGACCACCAGCGACAGACACACAGUUGGUCAGAGGCACCUCAUGUCUGCGGGCGUUGUGAUGGACGCUUUGUAAGCCUGCAACUACUGCGUCACCAUAACGAAUCGCAGUGCAGGAAUGCACAGAAAAGAUUUCUCUGCCACAAAUGCCCGCUUCGCUUCCGCUGGAAACAUAAUCUAAAAACGCACUUCCGUGAGCACAGAAUUACAAACCAGACCUUCGAAUGUCCCGAGUGCAAGCGGGUCUUUGACAAAAAAAAAUCGCUUACUGUUCACCUACUUAGUGUACAUGCAGAAGAAUCGAAACUGAUCCCCUGCCAGUGGUGCAGUCGUAAGUUUUACCGACAUGAUUACUUAGUAAAGCACCUAAAGCGGCACGGUCUGAAGGAACAGGACAUUCCACUGGCCGAAACAUUGAUUGCGGCCACAUCGAGACCAAACGGAGCUAAACGCAUCACCUGCCGAAUGUGCAAUCUGCAUUUCGAGCGAAUCAUGGAUCUGCGAGCACACAUUCAACUGGAGCUGAAGCUUUCUUUAUCACUUCACCAGAACUACGACUCCUUGCAUAAUUACUCGAUAACAAACGAGUCUGGGUUCGAGUUGCAGCUUGAGGAUUCGGAGACCGAGGACGAGAUGCACCCGAGUGGUGGCAAUCGUCCCGUUUAUAUAUGCGAGCUGUGCAGCGUGCAGUGCAAGCGGAAAUUUGAAAUGAUACAGCACCAGCGGACAAUGCACCGCUUUGACAAAAUGCCACAUGAGUGCGAUGACUGCAUUUUUAAAUGCGUGUCUAAGAGCAUCAUGGACCACCAUAGGCAGGGCCAAUGUAAUAGUACUGAAAAGAAGCAUCCUUGCGGAAAGUGCUCCUACAAGUUCAUGUGGCCUGAGAAUUUGGAACAGCACAUUCUUCUUCAACACAGCAAAUCCUCCUCCAGCAUAGCCACUGGCGUUGCACGGACAGAUAGUACAGGUGAUCUAGAUAAGGAUGCCACCGAGGACGUUGUGCCGCUGUUGCAGUGUCCGCAUUGUGAUCGCACAUACCAGAUGAAGUCGCGCCUGAACAACCACAUCCGGGAUGUGCACGUCAACGGCGACCGAAAACGUAAGGAGGCGAUCAAGCGCUUCCUCUGCUCCCUGUGUGGCAUGGAAACUAGAUCCGCAGCGGCCCUUUUAACACAUAUGCGUCGCCACACUGGGGAGAAGCCCUUCAAGUGUGAUCUGUGUGAGAUGGCCUUUCCCCGGCACUCGGAACUGGCCUCGCACCGCCGUAUGCAUACCGGUGAAAAGCCAUUCCACUGCACUGUUUGUGGCAAGGACUUUGCCCGCUCUGACAAACUCAAGCGCCAUAUGCUCACCCACAGCGGGCUAAAACCGCACAAAUGCACCUACUGCGAGAAGAGUUACCGUCAGGCCAAGGACUUAAAGCUUCAUCUGCAGCAGCACACCGGUGAAUGUCCGUUUGUGUGCGGCACUUGCGGCGAGCGCUUUAUCCAGAGCAGCACGUUGGAGAAGCAUCGGUUGAUGCGACGCCACUUUGACGAGGUGGAGGCGUGGUUGAGGCGCCAAAAAUAGGGGCUUUUGCAAUAAAAUAUAACUUGGUCUAGUAAAAAGGAA
This is a messenger RNA of Drosophila eugracilis, 2938 nucleotides long. RefSeq names its product zinc finger protein 420. The coding region runs from base 86 to 2896 and encodes 936 amino acids. Gene Ontology annotation, molecular function: RNA polymerase II transcription regulatory region sequence-specific DNA binding; DNA-binding transcription factor activity, RNA polymerase II-specific; zinc ion binding. Gene Ontology annotation, biological process: regulation of transcription by RNA polymerase II. Gene Ontology annotation, cellular component: nucleus. The transcript is spliced from 5 exons. Lineage: Eukaryota; Metazoa; Arthropoda; Insecta; Diptera; Drosophilidae. The record is from RefSeq and is a predicted model, not a curated record.